UGUGAGCCGCAGGAUGUUUUUGUUCUUUUUCUUUUUCGCUUCACUUUGUUACCAUAGUCACUCUAGAACUAGAAUCAAAAGCAAGAGCCUAUAGUUGACGGCGUUGGUUGGGGUUCUAAGAUUGUUUUGUUUGAGUUAAACGCGACAAACUCAAAUACGUGUGCAUUACAACUCCUAACCCCUCACCAUCCUCUUCUUCUCUCUCAUUCAUACCCCUCCUUUUUUAUUUGUAUUCUCAGCUUUGUUAGAUUCCGUUUCUGGUUUUUCCCAAUUCCAUAGUACUCUGUUAUCGUCGUCAUCCCUUUUAUAGAGGCAUCUUGUGUGGCGGGUACCUUUUUCUUUAAUUGGUGGUUGUAAAGAGCGAGGUGUGGGGUGUUUCUGUGACACGAAGGAUGACACUUGUCAUUUGUCAAUGUUUGCCUUUAACUAACGGACAGACAAAGCUGAUUCACUUAGGAGCCUCGAGAGCUAUGUCUACAUCUUCUCGUGUUCUUCCCACUCCAUUGGAAAACAAGUAUAUGAAACCCCCAGAUUCUUUUCAGCUUUCGCCAGUCAGAGAUCUGACUGCAAAUUCAGCCUCAUCAAAUUCAAUCAGAAGUGCUGGGAAGAUGUUUUCUUCACCUUCUAAAUGUCCCGAUGACUUCCCUUUUUCCUCUGUUUCACAGCAUGAUAGGCAAUAUCAAGAUCCCCCCUUUGUUUCUCAGACAAUUGGUGAUAGCGUGUCUUCCGAAAUACAUUCAAUGACAUUCAUUUCUCACCCUCAAGAAAAUGAAGAUCUUUCCUGGGGACCAGAUCCAUGUCAGGAUAUUCUUGGCUUUCCUGAAAAUGUUUCUGUCCAGCAUGAUCAGGUGGAAAACAAUGGUUGUUACAUAAAUGAUGAUAAUGUCAAAAGAUCUGAUUUUGGGGAGUGGGUUGAUCAGUUAAUGUCAAUUGAUGAUUCUCUUCACCCGAGCUGGAGUCAGCUUCUUGCUGAUGACAAUGUAGCAGAACCAAAACCAAAGGCAUCUCAGGUUCCUCCGCAGCAGCAUAUACCAUCUGGAGAAGUUGUUGGUAAUUCAGCAUCAACUGCAUCGCAGACUAAGGCUAGAAUGCGUUGGACUCCAGAACUUCACGAGGCCUUUGUGGAAGCAGUUAAUCACCUUGGUGGUAGUGAGAAGGCUACUCCAAAGGGUGUGUUGAAUCAAAUGAAAGUUGAAGGUCUUACUAUCUAUCAUGUAAAAAGCCACUUGCAGAAGUAUAGAACUGCCAGAUACAAACCAGAGCCAUCAGAAGGAACGUCUGAGAAAAAGGUGACUCCAAUGGAAGAAAUGAAAUCUCUAGACUUGAAAACGAGUAAGGGGAUCACUGAAGCAUUACGUUUACAGAUGGAACUCCAGAAGCGACUUCACGAACAACUUGAGAUCCAAAGAAAGUUGCAGAUUCAAAUUGAAGACCAAGGGAAACGUCUUCAGAUGAUGUUUGAGAAACAGAGAGAGAUGGGUGACAGCAAGGUUAACGUCUCCUUGGACGAGCCUUCUGCUGCUGCACCAUCAGAAACAGUAGAAACCACAAAUGAGGAACGCCACAAAUUUGAAAGCAUUCCAAAAGCCAUACCCGAAGAGAAGGAGUCAAGCACAACAAAACAAAUUGCAGGUGAAGCUGAAGAAAUGAUCAAGGAAGAUGAAGUUGCACCACCCACAAAACGGGUGAAAAGUUCGUAACAGCAGGAUCGUUGUUUUAUGCCUUCUAGAUUUGUUUAAUAUUCUUAGACUGGUUUGGACUCCAUGGAACUUGUAGAAAUAUUAUUGGAUCCAAGGAUGUUUCAACUUGCUCAUUUAUCACAGCCAUUUCCUAUGAAAAUAUGGCAUGAGUGCCACAAGUAAUGGUGGCUCAUUGUGAUGGAAAUUUUGUUACCAUCCUCUUAGUGGUCCUUGAGGUUUUUUUUUUUUCUUUUCUUUUUCACAUGUAAACUAGCAUUUAUUUAUACCUGUGUUUAAUGUAUUAUAUAGAAAAUCAGAAUUGAAAAAUAAAA
Molecule: messenger RNA, 2011 nt
Organism: Glycine soja
Lineage: Eukaryota; Viridiplantae; Streptophyta; Magnoliopsida; Fabales; Fabaceae
Product: protein PHR1-LIKE 1-like
Exons: 9
Coding region: 393-1700 (435 amino acids)
Molecular function (GO): DNA binding; DNA-binding transcription factor activity
Source: RefSeq, a predicted model, not a curated record